AUGGAGGAUCCCAAGGAAACUCUCUGUCAAAGCUACUUUUUUCUGAAGCCUGAAGAAGCAAGUUUCCUUGAGCUCCUUUACCUCCUAUGUUCAUCUGAUGUAGGAAAAAGAAGAUUCAUCGAGAUCGAGUGCUCGGAAGAGGACGUGCACAAGGUCACAGAGGUUAGGCGCAGGUGGGUAAUCUUCAUCUCUGUUGUGCUGCAAUGGAGCUUGCUUUUCUUCAGAGACCCCUUGGCUCGAAUUGGGGACGUGUUCGACAAGUGGCUGAAUGUUAUAUCAGCCAACGGUGGAUUGCUCAUGUUCUUCAUAAACCGGCUAAAAGGAAAGGUGGUGAAGCCAGAUUCAUUAACAUCCGAAUUAUCGGUGGUGGGAAAUGUUGAUUGGCGAAUUGAAUUGGACGACAACAUCAAACCUGAGGAUGCAAGAUACAAAGGGGCACUGUCCAUGAUGGCUGCUAAAUGGUCGUACGAGAAUGAAGACCUCAUUAAAACAGUUGUCAACGAUCACUGGAAGAUGAAAUUCUUGCGGUUUUACAACUGUUGGAAUGAUUACCUGGGACGAGAUUCAACACAAGCUUUCCUGUUCCAAGACACAACAUCUGACCCCAACUUGAUCGUGGUGGCAUUUAGAGGCACCGAACCAUUCGAUGCCGAUGAAUGGAGCACAGAUGUCGACAUCUCAUGGUGCGAGUUCUCUGAAGUCGGCAAGGCACACAGCGGCUUCAUGAAAGCUCUCGGCAUGCAACCAAAUUACACCUGGCCCCUUGAGCUCAAAACAGAGCAAGUCAACGUUGACCAACCUCAUCGGUUUGCUUACUACACAAUCAGGAAAAAGCUGAUAGAUUUGUUGCAGGAGAACAAGAGUGCCAAGUUUAUAUUGACAGGCCACAGCUUGGGCGGGGCAUUGGCUGUGAUGUUUGUUGCUGUCCUGGCAAUGCAUGGCUAUGAGAGAGAAUAUGAGUUGUUGAUGGAGAGGUUGGAGGGGGUGUACACUUUUGGACAACCUAGGGUGGGGGAUGCGAAAUUUGGGGGGUAUAUGAAGGAGAAGCUACAAAAGUAUGGUGUGAGGUAUAUGAGGUAUGUUUACUCCAAUGACUUGGUGGCUAGGAUACCUUAUGAUGAUAAAACUCUCUUCUUUAAGCACUUUGGACCCAGCCUCUACUUCAACAGCUGCUAUAAAGGAAAGGUUGUUUGGCUUCCUUCCUGUUGUCAUUUGAAAUUCUUCUCUGAUAUCUCCUCCUUUAGGCUAUGGGCAAAGGUUUUGGAGGAGGAACCCAACAAGAACUACUUUAAUCCGUUGUGGGUCAUACCAAAGAGCCUAAAUGCAGUGUGGGAGCUGAUUAGGAGUUUCAUACUUCCUUUGCGAAGGGGUUCGGAGUACAAUGAAGCAUGGUUUAUGAGAGCCCUUAGGGUUGUUGGUUUAAUACUUCCGGGAUUGGUAGCUCAUGCUCCUCAAGAUUAUGUCAAUCUUACACGAUUGGGAUCCCUUCCAUCACUCGCAAACCCUAAUAAUAUUAUUCCUCAAGAAAAUUCUAAGGUCGAUUGA
Molecule: messenger RNA, 1545 nt
Organism: Prunus armeniaca (apricot)
Lineage: Eukaryota; Viridiplantae; Streptophyta; Magnoliopsida; Rosales; Rosaceae
Source: the annotation of a GenBank genome assembly